CGGCCUCCUCUAGUAGUGUACACACGCGCGCACAGAGCUAGCCUGGCCAGCCAGCCAGCCAGCCGUGAACAUCAAUCAAAUCAUCCAAGUCCAUCACUCCUCCCCCGUCACAUACACAGAUAUACUCUUCUGCCUCAUUGUCGCUACCCAGAAGGCCUGCAGGGGUCGCAACAGGCACAUCCAUAGUAAACCAGGCGCACAGCCACCUGAGGUCCAACUCGAGACACGACUGGCUUUCGCUGAAAAGUUCUUACCACAUCCUUCUCAUAAUAAGCGGCCUCGUUGACGAAGAGGGCAUAGAGGUCGUUGCGUGUGUCGGCCGUCAUCAUGCCGGCGUCAUCGGGGUCUGUUGGCGGCAUGCUGCUGGGCUCGGCCGCUUCCUUCUCGCCUGGUGAUGGCUUGAUGCUCUCAUCCUGACCGGUCGCCUGGAUGUCCCCUGCAGGCCAGGCAGCACACACAGACAACAGAUAUGUAGACCGGGGAGGGGAGGGGCGUGGUACAUGUGGUCGUGUUGGUGUCCUGUUGUGUUCCGCCCUCCCUCACCGAUAUGGAAGUGUCUUGUGGUGUCGUCGAACAUCUCGAAGGCAUUCAUGCCGUUCUUGAGGGCACAGAAGUCCUUCUCGUCAAGGUCGGGAUGAAUGGCGCCACGAAUCUCCCCUGCACACAGCGAAAAGAAAGAGACAGCAUAAAAGAAUGAACCCAUCGGUCAUGGUGUGCCGGCUGAAUGCAGUGGUGCCCACCGAGUGAGUCUCGUGGGAAUGGAACGGUGCCGAUCCUCUCAUAGACCUCGAGUGUGCAGCUCUGCUGCCGCGCCCUCUUGAGGGCCUCCUUCUCGCUCAGCAAAUUGUUGCGGCUGGCCCACCCCCCACAGACAGACAGGCGAACACACACGCACAUUGGUGUGCGUGUCUGUCCGCCCUGUCUGUCCGCCCUGUCGGCACUUACAGUUCGAUGUAGUCGAGUGCAUGCAGCAGGAGCCUCUUGGUGUCGAGCAGCAGAUCUGCCUUCAGCGUGCCGUGAGGUACCGGACCAACCUCCACUGUCAUACCUGCAUACACGCAUGCAUAUUUUGAUGCAUGACAUCGACAUUACACAGACAUCUUUCCUGUGUGUGUGUAGGUGUGUUGGGCGGACCUGAUCUCGCGACCGUGGGCAGGAAGCAUGGCUCUUCGUCCUUGGGCCACGUGACGGUCUUGAUGGUCGGCUCCAGCAGCGACAUGGCAGCAGCUACCUGUAGCCACACACACUCAGGACGUCUCGACGCUGUACAUACAUUUGGGCUGACUUGCUGACAUGCGCACCUCGAAGGCGAAUGCGUCUCCGGGAGCGAAUAUGAGUGUGGUGUGCAUGUUGGCGGUCGUGUUGUGGAGGUCGAGAACGAAGUCCAUCCUAGGCGUGGGGGACGCCUUUGGCCCCAGCUCCUUGUCGAGCUGCCUGGCCCUCCGCAACUCGUAGGUGAUAUCGUCAUCAUCUUCGGCGCUGCCGCCCCCCUCCUCAUCGGCAUCCACCGACACCGUCAAGUUGUCCAGUGUGAACACACGGUUGAUGUCCUGACCAACACGCAUGCAAUGCAGGUGUGUGUGAUGUGUGAGGCAGUGAACCAGUCCAUGCAGUGCACCCCCCCUCCGCCCUGGGGAACUGUCUGUCCGUGUACCUUUUACCUGGUCGAUGUAUCGUCUGCAUGCCGCAAUGGCCUCCUUGUUGACGAGCACCGGAUGCACAUCGAACGACUUUCGAAAGAGCUUCCCCCUUGACCUCUGGAAGUACUCGGUGAGGUGCACGCCAUUCAGCUCGUUGCCAUGCGUCCCUCCGCAUAUGGCCACAUUCUGAGAUCAACACACACCACAGAGCUCAGCAUUGGGCAAAUGGUGCGUUCUUCCCACGCCACUACCUGACCUUGACGAUGUCCUUGUCCCCGAUGUGGCGCUUCGAGAGAAAGGCGAGCCUCUCCUCCUGAGACAAGCUGCUCGGGUUGCUCAUCGCAAUAGAUCUCGGACAAAAUGCGUCAGUAAUGGAUCAGAUGGACGUGUAGGCGUGACCCUGACGGACUCCU
Molecule: messenger RNA, 2053 nt
Organism: Vitrella brassicaformis
Lineage: Eukaryota; Vitrellaceae
Source: the annotation of a GenBank genome assembly